AUGAAACUGCUCGGCGCCAACGAGUUCCUGCCCCAAAACGCUGUCCUAAGGUGGCUGUCGAAGCACGCGUGCGAAAUAAACCAUUACGAGGAAGUGAUAUGCGAAAACUCAAUGUUCGUCCUCUGCGGGCACGAUGAGAGCCAGUUCAAUAGGACUCUGCUGCCCAUAAUGUUGGGCCACGUGCCCGCUGGCGCCUCGACCAAGACCCUGAUCCACUAUGCGCAGGAGAUACGAAACGACGGCCGUUUCCAGCGGUUCGAUUACGGUCCGGACGGUAAUUUUAAGAUGUACGGAAUGCCGACACCUCCGGAGUAUCCCGUACACAAGAUAACCUUACCAAUAGCGCUACUUAGUUCGGAGAACGAUUGGCUUGCGAGCGACGUCGACGUGAGCAACCUAUAUGCACGCCUGGCGAACCCGUUGGAACACUACAUUGUGCCACUAAAAGAAUUCAAUCACAUAGAUUUCCUGUGGGCCAUAGACGCCCCAAAACUGGUGUAUAAUAAGUUGCUCCAGUUACUCGAAGUCGGCAUUAGUAAACCUUCUAAGGAAUUGGAAAGUAAUGAUAUUAAU
Messenger RNA from Iphiclides podalirius (scarce swallowtail), 573 nucleotides. NCBI's taxonomy places the organism in Eukaryota, Metazoa, Arthropoda, Insecta, Lepidoptera, Papilionidae. The record is from the annotation of a GenBank genome assembly.